GCCGUGGAUGCCCCAUCCCUGGAGGUGUUCAAGACCACAUUGGAUGGAGCCCUGGGCAACCUGGUCUAGUGCCAGAUCUGGAGGUUGGUGGCCCUGCCUGUGGCAGGGGCGUUGGAACUUGAUGCUCCCUGGGGCCCCUUCCAACUCAAGCCAUUCUAUGAUUUCUGUGAUCAUAUUUCUUUUCUUCCCUCCUCUGCUCUUCCUGUCUUCUGUGAGAUGCCAUCCAAAAACUUCUUUUGUCUCAAGGAUUGCCGUGGAAUGCAAGGACAACUGGAAACAUGCUGCCCACACAGGGGUGCCAGGAACAAGGAAGAUAAGGGCAAUGUCUUGACGUCUGUCACAUUCCAGGCUACUCCUGAAAUGGGGCAGCUAGCCUUGUGCGGGAGCCCUGGCUUCUCUGAUGCUGAUAACUCUGCAGCAGACCGUUGCACCCGUGCUGGAUGUGCCAUCACUGUGGGCAACCCAAGAAGAACCGGACGAUAUACAUAAGGACUCCGCAAAAACAAAGGUGCGCAUUUUUGUUGUUGUUGUGUGUUUCUUUUGCCUGCGAUCCACCAAGAGAGAGAAUCUGCACCACCUACCCCCGCUGCCAACUGGACUCAUGGAACAUCGUGACGCUGCAGUGGCAGCUAUCUCUGCAUCCCUACAACAAACCCUUGCUUUUAUUUUCUAACUUUUUAAUAUCGCUUUCUUCAUCCCCUCUCCCAUCCCCAAGCCUAGCUAACAAAGACUUUUACAAUAAACUAGCUGGGCAAAUAUUUGACUCCGUUCUUGAGUCUUAAUCUCACGUUGAGUAUACGUGUAUCAGAGGCAACAUGAUUCGUGAUAACUGGAGCGAGACAUCUUCCCUCCCCAGUUCUUCCCUCUCCUGCUCUUCCCUCUUUCUCCUGCUCUUCUGCUCUUCCCUCCUGUACUCUUCCAUCCUCUGCACUUCCCUCUUCACAUCAUCCCUCUUCUGUUAUUCAUUAUUCUUCUCUGCCCUUUACUGUUCUUUCCUUUUCUGCUCUUCUCCCUUUUGCUCUUCCACCCUUCCUUCCUCUGCUGUUCCCUCCUCUUCUCUCCCCUGCUUUUAUACCCUUCCUUCUUCUGCUCUUCCCCCUGCUGCUCUGCUUCUUCCCUUCUUGUUCCGAUCUCCCCCCUUAACUCUUCUCACCAGCCCUCUCCUUCCCUCCCUUGUUCUCUUACCUCUUCCCGUCCUACCUCUGUUUUCCCUUGUUUGCUGCCCUCUUCUGCUCUUUGCUCUUGCUUUUCAUCUUCAGCUCUUCCCUCUUCUGAGCUAACCUCUUCUACUAUUUGCUAUGCUUCUUUGUCUUUUUGCCUCUUCUACUCUUCCCUCCUCUGCUAUUCCCUCUUCUCCUUUUCCCUUUUCUGCACUUGUGCUCUUCCUUCUUUCGCUCUUCUGUUCUACCUCCUCUGCUGUUCCCCCAUCUGCUCUUUCCUCCACUUCCUUCCUCCGGUCUUCUACUCUCCCCUCUUUUGCUCUCACCUAUUCUUUUUCCUCACCACCCCUCGUCUUCCCGCUCCUGUUCAGGGAGGGCAGACUGCUCUUCCUAUCGGGGGCAGUACUCUGUUAAAACUAACAUGGUCUCUGCUUGCUGCAACAGACAGGCUGAAGCAGAAACCCAGCUGGAGGGCCCACAACCUUUCGGGGACUGAUGUGUGUGCACCCAGAUGGCCCUCCCAAGGAGCAAAAGAACUGCCCAGGCAUUUGGCUGUGGGGAGCUCCAGAACCUGGAAGUCACCCAAGGGACUGAGGAAGGUGGGGCGUGUUGUGGGUGCAGGUGAACCCAGCUUGAUGACCUUUUUGAGCAACUGACCAGGCUGUGAGAAGGAGUCGCCCGGCUGAGAGAUACCCAGCAGCUGGACAGACAGAUCGAUGCCUAGUAUGGUGCAGUGGCGUGGUGUUAUGGUUUUGUGAUUUUUGUUGUCGGUAUUCCACAUCAUUACAUCAUGUAAGGUACGGGCAGUUAAAGAGUUAAUUCCCUGGUUACUGCAAACUGCCUUUUUUGGUGUGGCUCUCCGAGGGGGAGGGGAGGAGCUGCACUCCCCAGGGGUCUUUGUGUUGGAGGGGGUGGGGAAGCCGCCUGGGAGGCGCGGGGUGUGUUCCUUCCUGCCCGGCAGAGCAAGCACGUGGUCCUCCUGCAGUUUAAAGAAAAGCCACUUUAGCUGCCAGACCGCCCGGGGCCAGUCCCUACCCGCCGGCAAUUUUUUUUUCUUCCUCUUUUCUCGUUUUUUUUCCUUUCGGGCCUGUCCCCCUUGUCACAGACGCAGACCCUUAGAUAAUACCGUGACACAUGGGCAGACCCACAGCCCUUGUCUUAGGUCCCAGCAAGCCAAAGAAGAUAUAAGCAGGUUUCCAACCUGACGGAGGGCAAACUCGUGCAGAAUGAGGGAGACUGGGUCCUCGUGUCUCCUUGGGGAAGACAGAGAUGCCUUCCCUGUGCCCCCAAAGGCCCCCUAACAAAUAGUUACAAAGCUCUGGGGACGGAAGGAGAAGGCAGUAUGGAGAGUGGUUCAGAACCAGAAAGGGGCAAUCACGUUAAGAAGCUGAGAGCCCGAGUCUCAACCAGUGCCACUAAAUAAAGGUGAAGGGUCUGGGUUAACUGGAGACUUCUCUUCAAGAAAAGUGGCACGGAAAAGGAUUUCUUCUCUACAACGGUGGGUGACUGGGGGAGGCUGCUUGGAUUCGGAUUCCACUUGAACGCCAACACCUUUGUGUUGCUGAUGUCAUAGUGGGACACCUGACACGGGCACACGGCCCUGGUCCCCUCCGUGCUGCACAGUAGUGUAGAGGAGGAGGAAGAGGCUGAAGAGUGCGGAGAAGGAGUUUCCAAAGGGGAAGCCUUUGUGUAAUGAUGCAGUUUCCUUUUGUCAAGCUGCCAGCGCUGCGGGUGCUCAGCCUGGAUGGUAUGGCCUUUGGGAGUCCUUCUGCCAGUGCAGGACACCAGAUCUCUGAGUUAUGGUCUGGGGAAAAAUCAUGGGGGCCCCAAGUGUCUGAGGGGUGGCAGCGGGAGGAAUUCCCAGGGAAAGGGUGAGCCCUGGAGACCCGAAGGGGAAGGGAGCAGAAGGACAAGAACGGGAAGGAGUCCUGCUGGAGGAAAGCGGAGGCACUGGUACCUCCCCUGUGCCUCCAGAGACCUGAAGUGCCCUGUAUUGGAGACCUAGGCCUUCCCUUUCCACAAGCUAUGCUGACCCAGGGUGGGGCUCAUGGAGGCCAGCUGGCAGGCUCAGGGUCUGACGCAUCUCUCCAUUGCUUUUCAGAGGUCAUGAGCAUUUGGGACAGCACAUCUGAGUACAUGCUGCAGCAGUUUGCGCUCAAUAAGGGUGUGGCCAUAGACGUCCUUGGCAUUUUUUACAUCCUGAGAAAGCGCAUCUGCGAGGCCACCAGGCCCAUGAUUGUCCCCAGGUUCCACCUGUCGCCACGAGUGGCACAGGCCCAGGGGCUCAUCUACACCAACAGCGACAUUCCUGAUGAUCUCGAAGUCGUCCCCCUGGACUAUUCUCAGCUGUCCCUGAAAACAUCCUUGCCAGAGAAGCUGGUGAAGGAGUGUGUGAAUGACAUCGCGGUCCUCUUCAGCUGGGGCGCAGGGCUGGGAGAGGACUACGACCUUAUUUUCAAGGGCAUCGGGCUUCUUAUGAGCCGGAAUCGCAUCCUCACAAUGAGAUACCAUGAGGAGUUUCUCCUUGCCAUCGAUCAGACAGGAACUGUGUUGAAGUGCCUGCUCGCUAACCCGCAGACAAGGAUUUGUGUGCUGUCAGGCAAAGAACCGGCUGCUUUCCACGUGUGUCCCGGGGGCAUCCGUGUGCUUCCAGUGUUUAAAAUUAAGCCACCCCCUGGAAAAAAAGCCAGAGAGCUUUCCCCUCACAAGGAAGCCGGUGGGAAGGAAGGUGCAAGGAGAUACCAGGAUAAGCACCUGCGCCAGCAAAAGAGAUGUCCACCGCGCCACCAGAAAGGGGACAGGGAUGAAAAAGGGGAUCAAAAGCACAGAAGGACCCCUAUGGACACCGAUAUCUUUAGGCAGCUGUUAGCAGGCCUGAAGGCGGGGUUUGAGGCUUUAGACGGGGGAGCCUUGGGAGAAGACGUGGCUAAGGAGCGGGAGAAAGAAGGUAAAGCAAUGGAUGAAUCCCCACACAGGCCAGCAGGUUUCCAUGCUACCAGAGGACGGAGGCCAAGGCUGCCCAAGGAACACGUGCGGCUCCCAGCAGCAGCUUGGAGGACGCUUCCCCCCUCCACCCCACCCCCAAGCAUCCCUUGCCGAGUGCUCCUUCCUUUGAGCACUGCCACAGGACCGAAGGCCUCCUAGGAACAGGAUUGCAAGUCUUUCAGGAUUGCCGCUGCAGAGAGCACCCCGACAGCACACAGUGCUCCCAGCCCGAGCUGCCUGAGGCACGGCUGCGGUUGGAAGCUCAGAGCC
Molecule: messenger RNA, 4415 nt
Organism: Numida meleagris (helmeted guineafowl)
Lineage: Eukaryota; Metazoa; Chordata; Aves; Galliformes; Numididae
Product: coiled-coil domain-containing protein 81-like
Exons: 7
Coding region: 3186-4304 (372 amino acids)
Cellular component (GO): centrosome
Source: RefSeq, a predicted model, not a curated record